UUCAUUUUUCAUUUUACUCCUCGCCUCUUAUGAUUCUUACUAUUUAAGCACUCAUUUUCCAUACACGCCCACUGUUUCCUUUCCUCUCUAUUUUCCUCACAUCUCUAACAGAUUCUGUUGAGAUUAUAGAUAGUUGUAUAGAGAAAUUGUGAAUUGUUGAUAAAAGAGGUUGUGGGUGUUGUAGGGUUGGUCCUCGAUCCCUGGUAUGUUGCUGGAAUCCCUUUGGAUUCGCUAGAAGGAGGAUUUCAAGGGUUUUCCAGUGUUACUGACAUUUGAUUACGAUCGGUGGAUUUGAGCUUGUCAAGGGUUCUCCGGUCUGCUUGUUUUCGAUCGUUGCUCAAUGCCAGCAUGUACAGGAAAUCGAGAUUGAGCUCCCAGUUGUGCAUUUACCAGUUGGUAUUUGAUGGAAUUAGAAUCUUCGAGCAAUAAUUUUGCUAGGGGAGCAUAGUGUGUGAGACGAUGGUAUCUGUUGAGGGCAACGGUGGUUUGAUUGUGGUGGCGGACGAGACUAACUCCGAAGACCCCGUCUAUAUCGAUAUGGAAGCCGAAGAGAUUGGGAUUGAUGGUGCAACGAAUGGACUUGAAGGUUUUACAUCAGACAAAGCGGAAGCAAGUAAUGUGGUAUUUUCUAGAGAAGGACCACCCCUUGUAAGGAAAGAGUCCAGAAUGUCCACUACCUGUAGUUGCAGCAGUACCAAGAAACUCAAAUCUCGCGUUGCCAUGAUGGAUUCCAACCCGGAGAAGAAGGAGAAACCUGGGCAAGAGAAAAAGCUCAGUAGACAAGAUAGGAUUGAAUUGGGCCGCUUGUUUCAGAGCGCCGUGAGUUCCCAUGAUUGGGAACUUGCAGAGAGUCUGAUCCUGUUAGCCGAUCCACAAACUCUGAAUGAUGCUUUGUGCACUACUCUGGAUUCAAUUUGGUUUUUGACCACACAACAAGAGCUUUAUGGGAUAACGGGGUUGAUUAAGAAAAUCAUUGUCAAUGGUGCAUAUGACUUUACAAGAGCUGCCUUGAGGACUUCAUUUCUUGCUUCAUGUGUUUCUGCUUGUCAGAGCCGAACAAUGAGUCUUGCAGAUACAGUCACUCUAAUGGCCCAAAGGUUGCAUGAGCGUCUCCAGGAAUGCAAUGGAGAUGAGGUCUUAAAGGCAGAAGCUGGUGCCAAGGUUCAAAAGUUUACCGAAUGGGCUCUGAAAUGUAUAGGCUUCCAUUCUCGUUGUCAGGGUAAUAAAGAUAGAGUUAAUAACAGUUCAGGUGUUGAAAUUCAACUCCAGUUAUCUGCAUUUAAGAUAUUCCUAGAUAUUGCUGGUAACCAGCUAUCUGGGAAAGACUUCACGGAGGCCUUUGAUGCUGCUUGCUUUCCCCUAACUCUCUUCUCUACUUCGUUCUAUCCUGGCUGGGCAUCUGGGAUAUCAGCAACUGCAAUUCAAGGUCUGCUGGGUAUGCUGGUGGAGGGGGGUGCAGACAAUGUUAAUCAGUGUUUCCUUGAAGCCUCUCGUUUUGGGAGUACAGAGCUUGUGCGCAUCUUAUUGCAGAUUGCCCAACGGAACAGUUUGGAUGUUGAUGUUGACCUGGCGUUGGGUUUUGCGUCUCACUACUGCAAAAUUGGUACUAUGGAAUGUCUUGUGGAAGAGGGUAAUGCCAUAGCCUUCUUGGGCCCUCUGAUGAGAGCUGCAGAGAGGGGCUGUAUGCAGGUUGUUGAGUGGUUUGUGAAAAGGGGUUGCCGAGACAUGGAGCUGUGCCUUGCUCUGACAGCUGCAACAUCUAGCAGCCAAGUUGAUGUUGCUGCCUAUCUCCUUCCUCAUGUUCCUCAUCAUGUUCUUGCAGCACUAAGCAUUGAAAUUCUGAAGGCUGCUGGUGAACGAAGUGGUGGGUCUCUUGAUGGUGUUGCAUUUCUUCUCCAUUCUGACUUCUUAGGAGACCCUGCAGCUACUUAUGCUGUUGCUGACAAUAUUGCUCGGUCUGAUGAUGAGGGAGUAGCUCAUGAGCUAAGGGCUUUUCUUAGAGAGCACUGGUCCGAGGAAGCCUUCUUGGAAGGAAGAAGACAAGAACAAGAACAUUACCUGAACCUUGUGAGGAUUUUAAAGUGGGGUGGAUCUCCAAUUUGCUUAAGAGAUCUUCCAUCCCCACUGAGGAUAACAAUUGCUUACCUGCCACUGUAUAGGGAGUGUGUUAAGGCAGGUGGCUGUUUGUUGUCACAAAGGCUGAGAGGGCAGCUUAUUGAAGCUGUGAGAGCGCUUGGUGGUGGGGUCUUAGAAGGGGUGAGCCAGUGCAAAGAGCUCUUGGCUUUUCUGGAGCACCAUCUUCCUCCGUUUUUACUUGAACCGCCGAGCAUUGUGUAGCAAGAUUUCUCCCCAAUGUUUUGGUUUUCGCUUCUGUAUUUUCCGUCACUAUCUGGCAUAUGUAAUGGAUAAUAACAUGUUAGCGGGGUCAGGUGACAAAGCUGAGAUUUGCCAAUUUUCCGUAUAUGCAAUUAGAUUACUGCACGUCUUCAUGAACAUAUUCUACGAUUCUGGAGCGCGUGUUGAUCUAUCAUUGCUGUAUCAACUAAACAGUUGAAAUAUCAUGGUCUGUAUAUCUGACUACUCUUAUCAUAUGUAUUCACUUUGUCAGCCCCUCUUUGUUUUCCUGUUAA
Molecule: messenger RNA, 2630 nt
Organism: Rosa rugosa (rugosa rose)
Lineage: Eukaryota; Viridiplantae; Streptophyta; Magnoliopsida; Rosales; Rosaceae
Product: ankyrin repeat protein SKIP35-like
Exons: 4
Coding region: 460-2337 (625 amino acids)
Source: RefSeq, a predicted model, not a curated record